GUCACAAAUAUGGUAUUAUUGUCCGUGAAGAAGUAUCACAAGUGGGUGUGUGUAUCCCGAAAUCAAGGAAGGUAGAUUCCAAAGCAUGCAAAACUUUUUUUGUACAUUUUAUCCAUUAUUAUCAUGUUCUAUUAAAUUAACCAAGUUCUACACGUGAAAAUAAAUAGUCAAAAGAAACCGAUCAAUAUUCUGAGAGUCAAGAAGGGAGAGCAAGGAUUUCCGGAGUUACUCUGUCAGAUAUAAUUUAAGACUCUGAAAUAUGGCCACUUACGGGAAAGGUGAAUUUGGAGGAUUCUCCUCAUAUCAGACAAGUGAUUCACCGACAGCAACAGGAGGGGCAGGGGGAAGUGAAUUGUCCAGACUAACCAACACCAUCAGUAGUAACAUACAAAGAAUCACACAGAAUGUGGCACAGAUACAGAAUAAUGUAUCCAAAAUUGGGACACCUCAGGACUCAGAAGAAAUCCGUGACAGAGUACACCAGAUUACUCACAAUACAAAUCAAGUGGCUAAAGAUACAAACAAAGAUUUAAAGCAGUUAGCUCAUCUGACAGUUCCUCCAUCAGAACAGAGCAAAUGGAGGAUGCAACGAGAUCGUUUGACAGAUGAGUUCAGUACAGCACUAAGAAACUUUCAAACCAUUCAGAGGACUGCAGCUGAGAAAGAGAGAGCAAGCGUGGCUCGAGCAAGGGUUCACUCAGGAAACUUCUCAAAGUCUCCCUUUGAAGAUGAAAGUCACAGCAGAGAUGAAAUGUCAAUGACCCCAGGGUUCUCCCAGACCCGUCAGAUUCUACAGAUGGAGGAGGAUGUUGAUCUUGAAAUGCUGCGAGAGAGGGAGGACGCCAUUAAACAGCUGGAGAGUGAUAUCACAGAUGUGAAUCAGAUCUUUAAAGAUUUGGGAAUGCUGGUUCAUGAACAAGGAGAGAUGCUAGAUUCCAUAGAGACGAAUGUGGAGAACUCUCACAGUCAUGUAGAGAGCGGUCAGAAACAGUUGUUACUGGCCAGCUCUUAUCAGUCAAAAGCACGCAGAAAAAAAUGUAUAUGUGUUGUCAUCCUUGUCGUAGUAUUAGCUGUCAUCGUAAUCAUCAUCGCUGCAACACUGGGCGCUAAAAAUAACUAGAAGAAAUCUCGCAGGAAAACUCUGUAUAUCCUGGUUGUCGUGGCGAUUAUCAUCAUCGCUGUGUCGCUGAUCAUCUACGCCAUUGCCAGCUAGUCUGUUACCAUGGUAUCAGUGAAAUGGCAUUCAGUAAUGGCUAACUUGUACCAAGCUUGUCACAUAGUUAUGCAUUUCAAUAUGUCUACAUUGAUGGAUAUAUUUACAACUUUUGUUUUUUUAUUAUUAAACAUACUUUUGUUCUCUGCUUAAUAGGUCAAAUUAUUAGAUAUAGCAAGGAAAGAUUUUUAAAAUAAAUGAAUUCGAUAUUCCUUGUGUUUUGAUAAGAGAAGGUGGUAGAUCAUAUGUCUACAUGUAUAAACAUUCCUGUAAAUGAAUGUUAGAGGAGAAACCUGUAUAAUGUAAAAUGACUGAAAAGAGUGGGGUGUUGUGUUAGGUUUAACAUGUAGUUGGCAGUAUUUUCGCCCCGAGAGAGAGAGAGAGAGAGAGAGAGAGAGAGAGAGAGAGAUUCUCUUCAUUUAAUCAUAUCAGUGAAAACUAAGAUUUAUCAUUCAUGAUAUCUUGUUUAUUUAUGAACUAUUAUCCAAUUAAUCCUGAUGUAAACAGAAAUAUCUUAUACAUGCCCAGUAUGUGACAGAAGUCAUUAUAACUGAUAGGCUCUGGUAUUUCUUUUGUCUAUGUACUUCUGCUGUUUAAGUUAAUUAUUACCAAUUAAGUAAUAGCAUCUUUCUGUGAAAGGUAACAACUUAGCACAGUGAUUUCAGUUAGAAAUUAUAUGAUGAGUGAUUGUUUUAUGAAUUAGUAGGAUAUAUUUAUUUUUGUUGAGUUUUGAACCAGGUGAGUGUUACAGCCUCUGAGCCCCUGCCUGUUAUAUUUCUGUUAUCAUUGUGUAUGUUGUCUUAUAGAUCACAAAUAAAGUAAAGUAAAACACAGGA
This is a messenger RNA of Saccostrea echinata, 2049 nucleotides long. Its product is annotated as syntaxin-7-like. Lineage: Eukaryota; Metazoa; Mollusca; Bivalvia; Ostreida; Ostreidae. The record is from RefSeq and is a predicted model, not a curated record. Gene Ontology annotation, molecular function: SNARE binding; SNAP receptor activity. Gene Ontology annotation, biological process: vesicle fusion; vesicle-mediated transport; intracellular protein transport. The transcript is spliced from 12 exons. Gene Ontology annotation, cellular component: SNARE complex; membrane; endomembrane system. Bases 260 to 1120 code for a protein of 286 amino acids.